CACCAAACUUGAUGUUUUGUGCAAUUUCAUCGAAAUAGACUUAUUAAAUGCCUGUUUCGAUUUUAUCAUUUUCUUUUGAAGCGAAUGGUUAGUUCUCGUAUUCUCAGCUUUGAACUUUCAAACACUUGCUAAGCCGCUAAAGAAGAGAAACCUCUUUCCAAGCUCUCUUGUCAAUCCCAUUUUCUUUGAGCUUUUGUCUCUUUCUUCUUCAAGAUUCAUCGACAUUCCACGAAACAAUAUUCACAGUUUCAAAGACUCUGCAUUUCUUUAAACUAAAGAUACACUCUUCAAAGAAUCUCACACAUAUCAAAGAAAUAAUGGUCUUCAAUACUAUCAAGAAGAAAAUGUGGAUGUUUUCUCACUAACUUGUCUCCAUAUGUCUCUUAAACCUAAAACCUAUCCCUUUUGCGCUAUGGAAGUUAUGAUCAAAGAUACAAGAAUCACUAACAAACCUGUUAAACAACCAAGUUUCCCUCUCCAAAAGCUCUCUUUCCGGUUCGCCCCUGCCACUCGUCCUCCAGGCCUAAUCUGCUCCGCUUUUCGCUCAUAAAACAUAAGAGGCCAACAUUUUUAGGCUAUUCUGUUUUUCUUCUUUCAUUCAAUGGUUUCUUACUGCAAUUAUAACGCCAAUUCUUCGUCUGGGAUCGGUUAUUUUAACACUUUGGACCCAUUUUCCUUCCGUUUACAAGGUUUUAAUGGGGUUUUGCGAGAUGGAUCGAUGGUGUCGCAGGCCCUAGUGUUGGAUAAUGAGAAGGGAGAACUUGUAAAGGCACCGGUGACGAGAGUCGGGAAAAAAGUACCUUCUGAGGCCAAGGCUCUGGCAGCUCUGAAGAGCCAUAGCGAGGCAGAGAGGAGGAGAAGAGAGAGAAUCAACGCCCAUCUUGCUACUCUUCGCGGUCUUGUGCCCUGCACAGAAAAAGAUGUUUGUAAUAAACGUGGUCUGGCUGCUGAGAAUCUGCAAAAGUUUAAGACCUAAAGAUCGGAUACCAAUUUAUUGUAUUAAGAAUAAGGCGUAGGAUUAAAUCUGAGUUGAUUUUGCUAGACUGCAUGAAAAUCAUAACAGGGUAGGAGGAAGUAUUAGCUUUGACAAGUGAAAGAACUGAAGAAGAAAGCAAUAGACGCCAGUAAAGGCCUUCUUAUUCCAAUGGAUGAUGAUGAAGUGAAGGUUGAAACCUUUGACAAUGGAGCAGAAGAUGGAACUUUGUGUUUCAAAGCAUCCAUAUGUUGCGAUUAUCGACCUGAGCUUAUGUAUGACAUAAAA
Messenger RNA from Jatropha curcas, 1261 nucleotides. NCBI's taxonomy places the organism in Eukaryota, Viridiplantae, Streptophyta, Magnoliopsida, Malpighiales, Euphorbiaceae. The record is from RefSeq and is a predicted model, not a curated record.